UUUUGGCUCAAGUCAGCGCAGGACUCGGCCCCUGCCAGCGUGCCAGAAGAGCUCGCUGUGAAACCGUUUGCCCAGUAAUCCCGAGCUCUCCCCAUCAACCAGCAAGACCAUGUCUGCCUCUGCCGGUACGGUCGCCUCUGUCCUUUGUUUCAUUGCAUCGGUUCUGACCCUACUCAUCGGGCUCAUCCAUUUUGUGCAGAAGGUGGAGGACCUGGACGUCAAAUUCUCGGAUUGCAGCUUCUUCCAGGAAGACUGCAACGGAGGUUGGCGUAACGUGUUUACCUUUAGGCCGAACGUGUUCUUCGACCUUUGGACGCCAAUAGUUUUCGGCUUGCUCGGAAUUGGUUUGCACUGCAGAUUUGUUUAUCACAAGAUCGUGCUGAACUACAUGACGUACGCAUUUUUCAUGAUCGUCACUGCUCUGUUUGCAAACGUGGGCUACGUUGGAUUGUGCGGAGUGUUCACGGCAGCAUUCUCUGUUGCAUGUGCUCUGGUGUGCGUCAUAGUGCGCUUGAUGGGUGAGAUGGGCAUCGUGCUCCUUGACCUCGGGAAGUAGCGACCCGUGUGCACGGC
This is a messenger RNA of Prorocentrum cordatum, 573 nucleotides long. NCBI's taxonomy places the organism in Eukaryota, Dinophyceae, Prorocentrales, Prorocentraceae. The record is from the annotation of a GenBank genome assembly.